AGCACCUAUGUAGGUACAUAUUCACAUCGCGAUCAUUGGCAAUCGUUCGUAUCGACUUGCAUGUGAUCGUUCGUGACUGUGCAAUAUGGCCCUUUUUUUGGAACGGAAGUCGAAGAACAAACUGCCGGAAACUUCGAAUCGUUCGAAGAAAUCGAACGGUCAAGAUGCAUCAAAUGAAAAUGGUGAUGAUGGACAUUCCGAUGCGCUGGUUGCGGUCGAUGGCCGUGGCGAUGUAGAAUUGCCAGGCGAACCGCUUGGGCGAUAUGAUAAGUUUUUCAUGAAGCUCGGCAUUGUCCGUCGUGAAUCUCGUAUCGGUAUUCUUGGAAUGAUAGCUCUUGCGUUACUCCUGUUCAUAAUUGUGAUAAUUCUUGCCGCCCGAUUAUCAGAGAGACGCACGUUCGACGAGUCUCAAAUAUGUUUGGAACCUGCGUGCCUCGAAUCAAGCGCCGCGCUUCGUUCAAGCAUUAGCAUGGGCGUCAUCCCGUGUGAAAAUAUCUGGGAAUUUUCUUGCGGGAAUUGGGUGGCCAACAAUCCUAUUCCCUCAACGGAGUCUAGCUGGAGCGUUCUUCAGAAGCUUCGAUCUGAAACCCUAAUGCAGUAUCGGACAAUUUUGAACACACUGCCGCAACCCAUGGAUCCUGAAGGACUAGACUGGAAUAUGGUUACGUUUUACAGUUCCUGCAUGGAUCUGGAAAACAUAAAUAUUGAUGGAGCAAGAUACCUGAAGGAUGAUAUCAGAGAACUUGGCGGAUGGGCUGUAAUUAGGAACUGGAAUAGGAAUAGCUUCGACAAGGAUUUGACCCUUCGUCGCUUGCAUGCGAAGUACCAUGUGGAACCCUUGUUUUCGAUUUCCGUGGUACCGGAUGACACCAACAUUGGAAUGAAUAUUGUCAAGAUAUCCCAACCGAAAUUGGGUCUUCCGGAUGGAAGCUUCUAUUACAGGCCUGCUAAUGAUCGGCUGCUGACCGACUACAUACAAUACAUCGAAGACACUGUGAAAGAACUUGGUGCUCCUGGUCCGGAUGCGAAGCAGUUCGCAUUGAAUAUUUUUUACUUGGAGAAACGAAUCGUAGAAUUGAUGCCGCUGCGACAGGAGUAUUCGAAUCCCGUCUUGGCGUACCAUCGUCUCACUUUGGGCGAACUUAGAACCAAAGCAAACGGCGUUCAAUGGCUCGAGAUCAUCAGAGAGAUGUACCCUGACGCUGGUGUGAACCAAAAUACCGAAGUACUCAUCGUUUCGGAGAAGUUUGUCGAGGACGUGUCGCAAAUGUUCUCAGCGAAUGACAUGCAGGGACUGAAUAAUUUUCUGAUGUGGAAGCUUGCUGCCAAGAUGUCCCCUUUCUUGUCCAAAGAAUACCGAGCUUUGUAUGAUUUAUACUCCACCAAAAUCACAGGUGCCGACGCGCAGCAAACGCGAUGGGAUUUCUGCACUGAAGCCCUGGAGAAUGUUUUCGGACAUGCGCUGAAAUCCAUAUUCUAUAAGAAUAUGGAAAAUAGAAGAUCUUCGGAAGAAGCCGUUGAGAAGAUUUUCGCUCGGCUGAAGAGUGUCCUGAGUUCGGAAGUUGAAGGCGGAAGCGGUUUUGAAGAGGAGACGAAAAAGAGCUUCAUUACUAAGCUGAGAAGUAUGAAGCUUCAAGUUGGGUACCCCGAGAACAUGAUGGAAAAGAAGUACCUCGAAAGUUUAUACCAAAGACUGACAGUUCAAAAGAACGGUUUCUACCGUAACAUUUUUUAUGGAGACGAGUACAAACGUUUCGUCGAACAAGAGGCUCUCAUUCGUCCAACGGAUGACUUGCGUUGGCGCGAAGAGUUGCUUUCACGUGUUCCUGUGUAUGUGCAUCGAUCAAAUCUUCUCAUUGUUCCGGCUGAGCUGCUUCAAACUCCGUUUUUCGACGGAAAUUAUCCGCGAUCGUUCAUUUAUGGCAGCGUUGGAGUCAUGAUGGCGCGGGCAAUGCUAUCGGCUGUGGACGAAAUUGGUGUACACUACUCAGCAGAGGGCAUCCUCGAAUUCCCGUCCAGUGCAAUGACGUUGAACAUUUCGCCCAUACAAACCUGUGUGAAUGAAUCCUUAGCCGAAAUCACUGACCUUCCGCUUGUCGUGGAUAGUGUGAUGAACUGCACGGCCAAAGACAUUGGAGGGCUGAAUCUCGCCAUGAUGUCCCUCGAUGAUUCUUUGGAAGAAGAGGCUGAGCUUCCGCAACCCGGAGUGCCUUUUGAUCCAUUUGGGAUUUUUUUUACGUCAGCUGCGAAUAUUUUCUGCGGUUCUGCGAAAGCAAAACAGGAAGAAAUCGACUCAGUCGUGAAUCAGUGCCUACCCAAUAAACAGAGAUUGAGGGAAGCAUUCCGACACGUUUCGGAAUUCGGCGACGCUUUCAGUUGCAAUGGACAAGACUGGAGCAGCAGCUCACCAAAGUGCGAUGGCAUCUUCUAUGGCAUGGAGCGAGUCGCUUUUACGUGCCUUGCGGUUUAUCUGUUCUACGUGACCGGUGUCGUGUGUGUUCAUGAUGAUUUCUCGAGCGCAGUAGCAGUAGAAGAUGUCGCGAACUGCGUGACGACCGAACAUGACAAUGCGUGGCACAUUUCCUGCUCGUCCCAGGAAUCCUUGGACACGUUUUGCUCCAAGGACCCGCAGUUGCCGGUGAAGUCGUUGCAGUUGUCUGCCUCAACUUCCGUUGAUUUAUCAUGUCUGAAGAAAUUCAAGGAUCUGAGAGAAAUCAGUUUGGAUCUGAACCACGCGAAAGGUUCUCACGUCCUUGCUCAGUCUCUCCUGCAGAGCGUCGAAGUUUUGAUGAUCAAGAAUACGGAUUUAAGUGGGGAAGUCGUGCGUUUUUCCGGCGGGAAGAAACUACAGAAGUUGGUUCUGCAUUCGUGCGGAUUGGACAACGUUGAAUGGAUCCGGAAAAUCGUGUCAUCCGCGUCACGCAAUUUUCGAACACUGGAUUUGUCGAACAACCGCCUGAACAUGAUGGAUCUGUGCAAAGUGUUCUCAAAUUCACAUCUAGAGGAGAUUCGUAUGCAGGGAAACGACUGGCGAGGUAGCUUGCCGAAAAAGUGUUUCAACGAUCACGUGAAGGUGUUGGAUUUAUCUUCAAACCCCGGAAUGGAUCUGUCGUUGACCUCUCUUCCCGGCAACCUUGUCGACUUGAUUUUACGCUCCAACGCACUGCGGCGAAUCCCGAUGUCGGUUAUUUCGAAAAUAAUUACCCUGAAGUCUUUGGACGUCUCGGGGAAUGACAUUAUUUGCGACUGCGGUGCAAAAGCCUUCGCGAAUGCGAUGUCUUCUGGGGGAGCGAAAGUGACUGGCGCUGUUUGUGAAUUCAGUGGUGGAGAAAUCGUGGAGGUUGUGUCUGAAUUAAACUGUGUUCCAGUGACAGUGAAUGCCACGUCGAGCAAUGGUCCGGUUCGCUCCGGACACGCGGCCAUUUUGACGUGCGAUCCGAAUGAUCCCGCGGCGUCCAUUACGUGGGUCACUCCGAAGAAUUUAGUGUUGCAUUGGUUCAGUCCGGACAAUUCGAGUGAAUUCGUGCAUCAUCCGACGCUUCAUCUAGAUGUCGUGGAACCUGUUGCGAAGCCGGAAGCUUUCUCUCGGUUUGUGCUCGACAAGAAUGGAAGACGACUCGUUGUUCACGAUUUCAAUAGACGCGACGUGGGUUUUUACCAUUGCGUAGUGGACAACGGAUUCUCCAACGACAGUCACGUGUUUCGCGUGCACAUGCAUCAUGAGAAUAUGUUGGACCUCGAGCUCUCGAGUAUCAUUACGGGGGCAUCUUUUAGCGUGUCGUUUUUCUUGCUGGUGUUGAUCGUUCAGCUGGCGAGGAUGAUGGUGGAUCGUUGGGGAUGUUGUUGUUCUGAUAAUAUCUCGCCGAGGGCCAAGCGGGUUGGCAAAAUGAUACAGGCCUUGGAAGCUUAUCGGUGUCAGCAAAUGGAGUGGCUCAGAGAAAGUUACGGAAUGCAGGUAAAACGCUUGAGAGAAUAUUCCGCUCAACAAAUGGGUUGGGUGCACGAGAGCUAUAUGCAAGGCCGUUUGCGGGUGCGUCGUUACACCGGUCAGCAAAUGGUUCGCCUCCGCGAGACCUACAAAAUCCAGCAGAAGACCUUCAAUAAGAUCAUCGAGAAUAUGCCCGACUUGCGUCCAGAUGCCUGUCGAACACGCAUCGACGACGACGACGACCUUGACAUCGACGACGUGGAAAUCGAUCUCAGAUUCCUGGACCAAAUCGUCGCCGAGCCUCCGGAAGUUGACGGUGUUGACAUGGACGACGACGACGAUGACGAAUCGUCGCGGUAUUACACUCCGCCAGAUGGCCGUUCUCCGGAACGCGUUGUUGUUCCACAGAGCCACCGAAGUGUGGAGGAAGAAGAAGAGGAGGAGGAUGCGGACGAAGAAAGGAAUGCGUUGUUGCCUGUUGUGAUUGAGAGCGACUCUGUGUUGCCCAUUGUGAUUGUGGAGCAGGCGUGCCCUGUUGAAGAGGGUGAAUGUGCGGAGGAAUCGAAUGCGAUUUGCACAGAGGAACAUGUUUAAUCUAGGGAAGGGAUAUUGGUCUCUGUUUUAUGUUGAUCCCAUCACCUUUUUUUUUUUUUGCGUGGUGGAAGAAGAUAUGGAUUGCUGAAAGGAUUCAUUGCUACUUAUCAGUGGGGGAAUGUAUGCGGGGGGAAGUUUUCCGAGUAGCCUGAGAUUUUCAGGAAUCGCACAUGCGUUCAAGUGUGCAUACUUUCUCUGUUUGUUCUACAGUUGAUGUAAUUUAGUCAUUUGGAUUUAGAUCGAUUGUCUUUUGACUUACCCGUAUUGCCGUAAUUCUGUGAUCUUAUUUUUUAAUGCCUCCUUUUUUAUUUAGGGUUCCUCCUGCAAGUAAACACGGAAUUUCAAUGUUACUAGCCAUCUGCAAUCAAUCAAUCAAUCCAAGUUUUAAAUAAAAGUGCAAUGAUAAUUAGUGAAUCAGUUCAUUGGCGCGGUUUGUAUGGAUUUCUUGGUGGAAGUGUUUCAUUGAGAAUUGUCUCAACGAUAUACACACCAGAGAGCAAUAAAUACUUCUCGAAAAUCUCACGCGCAUUGAGAACUUCCUGCAAUUACGCGUUGUAUAUUUGUCAAAAACAUUUUUUUUUUAUUGGGUAGAACGCGGAAUGCUUGAUCUUCACUCAUUCUGGUUUGAGAAGUGCUGUGUUCCGGAAUGAUAUGCCAGAGCUUUUUGAAUGGGAAGAAAUUUUUAUUUAAACCGCACA
Molecule: messenger RNA, 5220 nt
Organism: Notodromas monacha
Lineage: Eukaryota; Metazoa; Arthropoda; Ostracoda; Podocopida; Cyprididae
Source: the annotation of a GenBank genome assembly